CUAAGGGACUAUAUAAUAGUGUACUUUAAUAAUGUCUUAGUAUACUUGAGCCUCAACUUAGACCUUAAGAAGUGUAUAUUCGCAAUAAAGGAAGUUAAGUACUUAGGGUAUAUUAUAGAGGUAGGAGUCUAUAUCCGCCUCGACCCUAAGAAGAUUAAGGCUAUUCGUAAGUAG
Messenger RNA from Thermothielavioides terrestris NRRL 8126, 174 nucleotides. RefSeq lists its product as uncharacterized. The annotation marks the transcript as partial. The transcript is spliced from 2 exons. NCBI's taxonomy places the organism in Eukaryota, Fungi, Ascomycota, Sordariomycetes, Sordariales, Chaetomiaceae. The record is from RefSeq and is a predicted model, not a curated record.